AUGUCCCACCGCCAUUCAUGCGAGCGCUGUCGGCAGCAGAAGGUCCGCUGUCUUCGAGAUUCGCAGAUUGUGCAGAAGCCGUCACCUGGCCAGUCCAUACCCAAGUGUUCGAGAUGCGCAAAGGCAGGCACCGCCUGCGUCUAUAGCUUGAGGCUGAGUACGCGACGUCCCGGGUCGAGCACCGGCGGCAAUAUAUCAGCCGUCAGCCAAAGCAUGCCGUCUGGGGUCGAAAAGUAUCCCACUCCCUUUGAUUCGGUGGAGGAAGACGACAGUUCCUUCCAGCUCGACUUCGACGGCUUCAGCUGGUGCCAGCUCAACACGGCCCCUACCGCGCAAUUGGACAUGAGACGCCAGCCGCGGAGCGCCAUGAACCACGUCGGCCUUGACCUGGACAUGAACCACGGCACCGUGGCCGAAAGGACUGGGGCUCCGGGAGACGGGCAGUGGUACGGCGGCGCCCCUUCGCCACCGUCGUUGUCGCCCAAGCCCGAAGCCGGCGACGAGGACAUGCCCGCCGCCGACUCUUGGCAAGCGCUCACGUCGCAGGUCACGGCCGUCAGCGCCCAGGCCGCCUCGGCCACGCGCCUCCUACUCCGCCCCGGCAGCGCCCCGCCGACCGUGUCGUCGGCGCACGUCAACGAGGCGUUCGAAGGCACCAAGACGUUGGUGCGCAUCAUGAACAGCAUCGCGGCCAUGGCCUCGCCCGAUGACAGCGGGGACGACGAGCCGUCGGCGGCACGCGGCGACAGCGGCAGCAGGGCCGCCGACACCGGAGGGCUGGUCCUGACGACGCUCGCCUGUCACCAGCACCUCCUGGCCUUCUUCAGGGCCAUAUGCGACUCCAUAAAGUGGUGCGUCGAGUCGGUGGCGGACGAGAAACGUCCCCCGGGCGGCGGCUCCUCUCUCCACAGCGACGGGGCCCCGUCCACCGCGCAGUUCACCAUGGUCCUGCAGCUGCUGAUGCACCUGAUCAACCGCCUGGACCGUUGUCUCUUCCCGGGCAGGCCGCCGAGCCCGGUAUCGUCGGCGUCGACCAGUGCGUACGGCGGGGCCGGCGGCGAUGGCGGCCUCGACCUGGUCCUCACCGGGCAGGAGGCGGAGGACGUUACGCCCGACACGACGGGCAUUCCAGGCCUGGCGCAUGCGCUCGUGCGAGCAAUACCAGACGAUCAUCUCAGGCUGCGGCGGACCAUCCUUCAGCUGCAGGCUCGGAUGGAGAGGCUGGAGGCGUUUUAG
Molecule: messenger RNA, 1236 nt
Organism: Verticillium dahliae VdLs.17
Lineage: Eukaryota; Fungi; Ascomycota; Sordariomycetes; Glomerellales; Plectosphaerellaceae
Exons: 2
Coding region: 1-1236 (411 amino acids)
Biological process (GO): regulation of DNA-templated transcription
Molecular function (GO): zinc ion binding; DNA-binding transcription factor activity, RNA polymerase II-specific
Source: RefSeq, a predicted model, not a curated record